This is a messenger RNA of Populus euphratica (Euphrates poplar), 1337 nucleotides long. RefSeq names its product GDSL-like Lipase/Acylhydrolase superfamily protein. The record is from RefSeq and is a predicted model, not a curated record. Gene Ontology annotation, cellular component: apoplast. The transcript has 5 exons. The coding region runs from base 56 to 1114 and encodes 352 amino acids. Lineage: Eukaryota; Viridiplantae; Streptophyta; Magnoliopsida; Malpighiales; Salicaceae. Gene Ontology annotation, molecular function: hydrolase activity, acting on ester bonds.
UUUACACUUCUUUUUAAGCCAGCCCAAUCCUUUCAUGCAGUACUAGAGCAGAAAAAUGGAAAUAUGCUACAGAGCAGCAUUGAUUUUGGCCUUUGCAUUUGCACUUGUGGAUGUUGGCUGGGCGCAAGAUGCCCUAGUUCCUGCUAUCAUAACAUUUGGUGACUCGGCUGUGGAUGUUGGCAACAAUGACUAUCUCCCCACGAUAUUCAAGGCCAAUUACCCUCCUUAUGGAAGGGACUUUGUCGAUCAUAAACCUACAGGGAGGUUUUGUAAUGGUAAAUUAGCCACCGACAUCACUGCUGAGACUCUGGGAUUUAAGUCUUACGCACCGGCGUAUCUGAGCCCAGAAGCAUCAGGGAAGAACCUACUUAUUGGAUCCAACUUUGCAUCUGCAGCAUCUGGUUACGAUGAAAGGGCAGCUGCGUUGAACCAUGCCAUUCCAUUGAGCCAGCAACUGGAGUACUUCAAGGAAUACCAAAGUAAGCUAGCGAAGGUUGCUGGUAGCAAAUCGGCAUCAAUCAUCAAGGGUGCGCUAUAUAUUUUGAGUGCGGGGAGCAGUGACUUUCUUCAGAAUUACUACGUCAAUCCAUACCUAAACAAAAUCUAUACUGCUGAUCAAUAUGGCUCAUACCUUGUCGGUUCAUUCACAAGCUUUGUCAAGACCUUGUACGGCUUGGGGGGUAGGAAACUUGGGGUGACUUCACUCCCACCACUGGGUUGCCUUCCAGCUGCCCGAACCAUAUUCGGAUAUCACGAGAAUGGGUGCAUCUCAAGGAUCAACACUGAUGCCCAGCAAUUCAACAAGAAGAUCAACUCAGCUGCAACAAGCCUCCAAAAACAACUCCCUGGUCUUAAGAUUGUUAUAUUCGACAUCUUCCAGCCACUCUAUGACCUUGUUAAAUCUCCUUCAAAAAAUGGUUUCCAAGAAGCAAGGAGAGGAUGCUGUGGGACGGGAACAGUGGAGACGACAAUAUUGCUGUGCAAUCCAAAAUCCCUAGGAACUUGCCCAAAUGCCACUAAGUACGUGUUUUGGGACAGCGUCCAUCCAUCUCAGGCUGCUAAUCAGGUUCUUGCUGAUGCAUUGAUUCUUCAAGGCAUCUCCCUCAUUGGUUGACGAUGUAUCACUAUUCUUGUGUCUGCAAUAUGUCCCGUGUGCUGGACCUUAUUGUUGUUGUCUUAGCUUCUUGUUUUUUUUUUUUUGCUUUUGAGAAUUAUUAUUGUAUCUAUUACAAGUGAUAAAAAAGAAGAAAUCCUUGUUAAUCUUCAUGUAACUGAAGAAAAUUUAUGGAUUACAAGAUGCCUGACGCAAACUUUUAUCUAUUCCAAUUAUGUUCGUC